UCACCAUCAUCAUCCCUUGUCCCCUCUCUCGAAGCUUGCACAGAGACCAAACAAUCAAAAUUUUCUGAAAUUCUCCAAAUGGUAUUCUGUUUGCAAGCACCAAUGGCUUCUUCAGUCCCUUGUUCAUCAUCUUCAUCAGCUUCUCUUAGGAGUCGAACCUUUAAGACCCUUUGUACAAUCAACAGUAGAAACAGUGCUAAAAUUCCGAUGCCUCCAGUGAGCCCUAACGACCCUUUUCUGUCGAACCUCGCUUCGGCCGCUGCAAAUGCCCCGGAAGCAUUUCUUAAUCGGCCUACCAAUUCCGACACGCCUCCGUAUCUUGACCUUAUGGGCUCUCCCAAGCUCAUGGCUACACCUGCCCAGGUGGAAAGAUCCGUUUCGUACAAUGAGCACAGACCAAGGAGGCCUCCUCCAGACUUACCUUCAUUGCUUCUGCAUGGUAGAAUAGUUUAUAUUGGCAUGCCGUUGGUGCCAGCGGUCACAGAGCUCGUGAUUGCAGAAUUGAUGUACCUGCAAUGGAUGGAUCCCAAAGAGCCUAUAUAUCUUUACAUAAAUUCUACAGGAACAACUCGUGAUGAUGGUGAAACAGUUGGGAUGGAGACUGAGGGUUUUGCGAUUUAUGAUGCUAUGAUGCAAUUGAAGAAUGAGAUCCAUACAGUUGCAGUUGGGGCUGCUAUAGGUCAGGCAUGCCUCUUGCUUGCUGCAGGAAGUAAGGGAAAACGAUUUAUGAUGCCACAUGCCAAAGCUAUGAUCCAACAGCCCCGUGUCCCUUCAUCUGGGUUAAUGCCUGCGAGUGAUGUCCUUAUUCGUGCGAAAGAGGUAAUAAUAAACAGGGACACUCUUGCCGGUCUCGUCGCAAAACACACUGGAAAUUCUGUAGAGACUGUCGCUAAGGUGAUGAGAAGACCAUUUUAUAUGGAUUCAACAAGAGCUAAAGAAUUUGGUGUCAUUGAUAAGAUUCUUUGGCGUGGUCAAGAAAAGAUAAUGGCAGAUGCUGCUGCACCAGAGGACUGGGACAAAAAUGCUGGCAUCAAAGUUCUUGAUGCAGUUUAAACUUUUUCAAGUAAAAAAUCACACUGAUGUCAACUAGGGAAAGUCAAAUGUGGUGGACUACUGUUCAGAUUCUGUGGUUACAAGAUGAAGUUCAAUAUUAUUGAGGGCAUAUGGACUUGAUGAAGAGCACUGAAAAUGCAGGACCGAGAUAGCUAUCUGUUGUAACUUGUAAGCAAGAAUUCAUAAUGCACUUUUUGGACCGACAUUUGUUUAUUUUCCGGUGUGGAAAAGGUUCUUUCUUUUUCUCCCUCCUUUAUACUAAAUAGCAUGACAAUGUUCUUAUCGAACAAAUAACGGUACAUAAAGAGGGGUAAUUGUACACAAGAAGUUCUAGGAAAAAUGGGUUUUUAACCGCUAGCUAUAUCUCAAGUAUGGCCAUUAACAUUAUUGUUGGGUUGGACAUAUCCCUGACUCUGAGUUUCAUUUAUCAUAUACCCAUUGAAUUAUUAGUUCAACCAAA
Messenger RNA from Cornus florida, 1513 nucleotides. Its product is annotated as ATP-dependent Clp protease proteolytic subunit-related protein 3, chloroplastic. Gene Ontology annotation, biological process: protein quality control for misfolded or incompletely synthesized proteins. The coding region runs from base 79 to 1053 and encodes 324 amino acids. The record is from RefSeq and is a predicted model, not a curated record. Gene Ontology annotation, molecular function: ATPase binding; serine-type endopeptidase activity; ATP-dependent peptidase activity. Gene Ontology annotation, cellular component: endopeptidase Clp complex. The transcript is spliced from 10 exons. NCBI's taxonomy places the organism in Eukaryota, Viridiplantae, Streptophyta, Magnoliopsida, Cornales, Cornaceae.